UCAUAUAUUGCUAAUUAGAUCUUCGAUUUAGUCAAUUAAACUUAAUUAAUUAUACUUUAACGCUCAAUUAAAGUUAUUUUUCUUGAGACAUGUGUAUUUAUUUAUCUAUUUAUUUUCGGUACCAAAUGGAGACCUAAGCAUAUCCAUUCAUACAUUUUAACUUCUACUCAAAACCCACCGCCUACCCCCCACCAUUAAUCCGUUGUUUCCUCCCUCGACGUUUCUUCCCCGUUGCCAGCGAUCGAAACCAGUGCUCGGCGUCUCCUCUCUCUCUCUCUCUCUGUCUCUCGGUGAAGGAUCUCUUCAUCUGCCCUCUUUUCUUUUUGGAGUUCGAGAUUGCUUCCGUUGAUCGACGUGGUAAACGUUUGUGGGGGGGAGGGGGUAUCGGAUGUCGAUUGCAGGGGGUGAAUUUGGUCGCGGUGGGGAUCGACGGCUGAUUCGAGUGUGAGGAAAUCGGGCAUGGGUUUCUUUCCAGGCUGAUUGGAUCGGCCUUCUUGUUUCGGUGGUUUCGGUGGGAUCUUCCCUCACUUUGAUCUUUGUUUGGGGGGCGAAUAUUUCGGAGGGAAGAUGGGGUAUUUGAACUCCAUCAGUGGGCUUCAAGCAGACGGUGCUCCGGUCAGCGGGGGAGGACUCAGUCAAGAUGGGAAGUUUGGUUAUGGGUAUGCAAGCUGUCCGGGGAAAAGAUCUUCGAUGGAAGACUUCUAUGAGACGCGAAUUGACAGCGUUGAUGGAGAAAUUGUUGGCUUGUUUGGGGUCUUUGAUGGUCAUGGCGGUGCCCAAGUAGCAGAGUAUGUUAAACAAAACCUCUUCAGCAACUUACUCAGGCAUCCAAAGUUCAUUACCGAUACAAAAUCAGCUAUAGCUGAUGCAUACAACCACACGGACGCAGAAUUUUUGAAAUCUGAGAACAGCCAGAACCGAGAGGCGGGUUCAACUGCAUCAACAGCUGUCCUUGUUGGUGAUCGUUUGCUCGUUGCAAAUGUUGGGGACUCUAGAGCUGUCAUAUGUAGAGGAGGAGAUGGUAGGCCCCUCAUCCUUAAAUCAGUUCUCUUAUCAUCAAUUAUGUGUAACGGAUUUCUGUACUUAAUCUAGAACUAAACCGGCUCAAUUUAGAUGGAGUUUACUGCAUUUUUUUUUACUAACUGUAUUCUGACAACCCAACCUAUUUAAGAGCAAUAUUUAGAAUGUGACACCAGUGACAUCUAGGUUCUUAGGAUAUAUGUAGGUUCUAGACCAACAAAGUUUUUUGGCCUUCUC
Messenger RNA from Musa acuminata AAA Group (dessert banana), 1257 nucleotides. RefSeq names its product probable protein phosphatase 2C 59. The coding region runs from base 568 to 1092 and encodes 174 amino acids. Lineage: Eukaryota; Viridiplantae; Streptophyta; Magnoliopsida; Zingiberales; Musaceae. The transcript is spliced from 4 exons. Gene Ontology annotation, molecular function: protein serine/threonine phosphatase activity; cation binding. The record is from RefSeq and is a predicted model, not a curated record. Gene Ontology annotation, biological process: peptidyl-threonine dephosphorylation.